Messenger RNA from Phytophthora megakarya, 1167 nucleotides. The record is from the annotation of a GenBank genome assembly. NCBI's taxonomy places the organism in Eukaryota, Oomycota, Peronosporomycetes, Peronosporales, Peronosporaceae.
AUGGACUUCGUGAUACCGCUGCCCCGGUUCGCCCGGGGAAAUACGGCAUUUCUUCUGUUCCAGUGCGCGUCCUCGGGGUUCAUCAUGUGCAAGACCAUGGCGAGCACCGAAGCCCAAGACGUGUCCGAAGCCUAUGAAGAGUGCGUGUUCCGGAGGUUCGGGGCCAGUGAGAUGAUCCGUCACGACCGAGACCCGCGCUUCAUGGGUCGGGUGUUCAAGCACUUUCGGGAGAUGCUCGGGAGCAGGCAACGCGCCACUCUAGCUUAUCGUCCCCACGCCAACGGACAACAAGAGCGGUCGGUGCAAACAGUGAUCCGGAGUGUUAAGGCGUACGUGCAGACUGUGGACCAAAGCGACUGGGAUGAGCUAGCCGAAAAACUCAUGUGGGCGCUGAACACCUCCUUCGACGUCACCCGACUCGACACGCCGUUUUACCUGGUGAACGGUUGGGACACCCAAGGUACCGUCGAAGCCAUGAUGGGAGACGUCCCCCGAGACGUGCAGCUCCGGGACGCCCAGGAAUGGCGCACCAAGGUGCAACGCCAGGUGGAAUACGCGAGGGCCUGGGCCCGGGACCUCCAAGAAAAAGCCAAGAAGCGCCGGGCCGAGGACCAUAACCGCAAGUGGAAGCAGCUUACAGACCGACUGAAAGAGGGUUUCGAGGUCGGGGACUCAGUAUGGCUGUACCUAGCCCGACUUGCGCAUCUCUGGCACGGCCCGUUCCGGAUCCGGGAAAAAGGUAGUGACUUCCGAUACCGCCUCCAGGUCGAGGGUACGGAAUACCGGUUUCACCCCUGGGUCCACGUUAGCAGGCUGAAACCCCGAGCGAAAUACCCGGAGCGGCCUUCGGGAACCAUAGACAUCCCCGAAGACGAUGACUUCGACGCUGCAUUUCUCCGUGAAGAUAGUUGGGAACCUGAUGAAGGUUCCGGGGAGUACGAGGUUGAAGCUAUACUCGACGUGGGCUGGGUCACCCGGACCCGCACUAGCCGGCGCGUCAAAGAAUACCUUGUGAAAUGGAAAGGCUACGAGGCUCCAGACUGGAUUCCCCAAAGACGCCUCAACUGCGGGAGACUGCUCUACGAGUUCGAUCAAGGAGAGCGAGCCCGCGUGCGUUUCCACGCCAUGCAGUCUGGAGACGAGCUCCUGGACGAAGAGGUCCGGUAG